AUGUUGGCCGAUUUCUUACCACCUUCGGUAGUACUUCCAAUCCCAACUACAACUCGAACCCAUUUUUCGGAAAUUCCCACGUCCAUUGAAAAAUCUCAGGAUGACCCUGAAGACAUUAUCAUAUUGGGUGUAGAUGAAGCAGGAAGAGGACCCGUUCUUGGACCAAUGGUGUAUGGAACAGCUUAUAUAAGAAAGAAAGAUGCACAUCUAUUGAAAGAGUUUGGAUUUGACGACUCCAAAAAACUCACAGAACAGAAGAGAGGCCAGUUAAUGCAGGGAAUCUGUGGAGUUGAGGAAUCACUUUUCAAUUGUUUAGGUUGGGCCACCACCAGUAUCACAGCGCGUGAUAUAAGUGCUGGAAUGCUUCGGCCAAGGCAAUCCACCUAUAAUUUGAACAUUCAGGCACAUGAUGUCACGAUGGAAUUGAUAGACAGCAUAUUAAGGAGAGGAGUGAAAGUGCAAGAGAUCUACAUUGAUACGGUAGGACCUCCUAUCACAUACCAAAAGAAAUUGCAGAAUAGAUUUCCCAAUUUGAAGGUCACUGUGACGAAGAAAGCCGAUUCUUUGUUUCCCAUAGUUUCAGCUGCCUCUAUCGUGGCCAAAGUGACUAGGGAUUACAGUCUUCUCCAUUCUGCUAAGCAACGAGAACUGGAAGGUAGUUGGGGGUCAGGAUAUCCUUCUGAUCCACGAACCACUAAAUGGCUCAAUUCCGAGGUGGAUCCAUUGUUUGGAUGGGACCAGAAUGUGAGAUAUUCGUGGCAGACCUCUAAGGAUGCCAUGAAAAGAAGUGGAGGACUGGUGAUGACAUGGGAGGAUGACUUAGAGGAGAAGGAGAAUUAUGGAGACGUAUCUCAAAUGUUUGGAGCGAAGAAGACAGCAUAUAAGUGCGAUUGGUUUGUUUGCAAGAGCGAAUAA
This is a messenger RNA of Brettanomyces nanus, 915 nucleotides long. RefSeq lists its product as uncharacterized. Gene Ontology annotation, cellular component: ribonuclease H2 complex. Gene Ontology annotation, molecular function: RNA-DNA hybrid ribonuclease activity; RNA binding. Bases 1 to 915 code for a protein of 304 amino acids. Gene Ontology annotation, biological process: DNA replication, removal of RNA primer; mismatch repair. The transcript has a single exon. The record is from RefSeq and is a predicted model, not a curated record. Lineage: Eukaryota; Fungi; Ascomycota; Pichiomycetes; Pichiales; Pichiaceae.